Molecule: messenger RNA, 2031 nt
Organism: Mytilus trossulus (common blue mussel)
Lineage: Eukaryota; Metazoa; Mollusca; Bivalvia; Mytilida; Mytilidae
Product: ketimine reductase mu-crystallin-like
Exons: 8
Coding region: 21-947 (308 amino acids)
Cellular component (GO): cytoplasm
Molecular function (GO): hormone binding
Source: RefSeq, a predicted model, not a curated record
ACUUGAGGUCAAAAUUCAGAAUGGAACAUAUGAAAUUUAUAUCUGCUUCUCAAGUAAAAAAUGUUCUUACAUUUGAAUUGCUUAUUCCACAAAUGGAAAAGGCUCUUUCCAAAUUUUCAGAUAAAAAAGUUAUUCAACCUGUAAGAUCUGUUAUUCCUGUCAAGGAAUCUGGUGGAUUUUUUGGUUUGAUGCCAUCUUUAUGCUCUGAAGACAAUGUUCUUGCUACUAAACUGGUUUCAUUUUAUCCAAACAACAAGGAUUUCCCCACUCACAAUGCUGUUAUUGCCAUGUUUAAUGCAUCAAAUGGAGUACCUGAAGUUAUAGUUGAUGGUGAAGUAAUUACAGCUAUGAGAACAGCAGCUGUUUCUGCAGUGGCUACAAAGUUUCUUUGCAACAAAACCCCAAAGGUAUUGGCCUUAUUAGGAAGUGGUGUCCAAGCUAGAUCACAUUUUCAAGCACUAUCUACACUGUAUACAUUUGAAGAGAUUAGGGUAUGGGGCAGAACCAAAACUAAUGUUGAAACUCUUGCAAGUGAAUUAAAUGGAACAGCCUGCCAAACAGCUGAGGAUGCUGUAAAAGGUGCAGAUGUCAUAGUAACAGUUACUUCAUCAACCAUACCCAUACUGAAAAAGGAAUGGGUAAAACCAGGAGCACAUAUAAAUGCUGUUGGCGCCUGUAGACCAGACUGGCAGGAGAUUGACCCAGAAUUGAUGAGAUCUGUUUCCCUGUUUGUUGACAGUAGAGAUGCAGCAAUAGCAGAAAGUGGAGAUGUCAUACUGUCGAAGGCUGACAUUGAAGCAGAAGUCGGAGAGGUUAUUCUGGGUAAAAAUGGUGGAAGAAGAACAGCAACAGAAGUGACCUUAUUUAAAUCAUUAGGUCUUGCCAUUGAAGAUGCCUUGUCUGCCAAGCUUGUGUGUGAUCUUCUAAGUUCUUCUAAUUCAUCCUGAAGUUCUCCAUGAACUUUUUUAGAAGAUAUUUUUACUCUUCAAUUCCGGUGUAGCCAGAUAUUUAUAUGACUAACUUAUAAAUCAGAAAUUUUAUGAUCUUCAUUGGUGAUUAAUGAUUUUUCAGCUGGUGUUUGAGUUUUUCAGGAAAAGACAUGUAUCAUUUUAUGAAUAUACACAUGUAGUACUGAUUUGUUAUAUGUUGAAAAAUUUCAAUAUAAGAAUUAAUAAAAAAAAUGUGGAUUUGUACUAACAAAUUGAAGAUUCACAUGAAUUGUUUUGGGUAUGAAUUUAUUACAAUUGUGUGGAAUGUCUAUUUGUUUUACCAAAUAUUUAUAUCAUCUUGUAAAAUCUUUAAGGCAAACAUUUGUAUAGAUCGCUAAAUUUAAAUCAGUUCAUUGCCACAGUGGCAGAGGAGUCUAGGUAGUUCAACUAGUGAAAACUAUCAUGUCAACUCUUAAGGUUGCUAGUAUAACCCCCUCAUGGUGAGGAGUUAUUGACAAUAAGCAGUGGCGGAUCCAGGGGUUGGAAACCCCCUUUUUUUGGACGAUCAAUGAAUUUGAAUGGGGACAUAUAGUUGGAACACCCCUUUAUCCUGGGUUGGGAACCUCCUCCUUUUGAAAAUUGCUGGAUCAGCCCCUGACAAAGGAAUUCAACAUAGUAAGUGCCUAAACCUUUACAUGAGAUAAAAAAACAAAAAAGAAAUUAAAAAUUCUGUAAAAAUUUAACACUGAAAAGCAUUAUUCUGUCGAAAAAAUAAACUUUUGUGUUAAACUCAAUCUUAAAGUCUUCUCAUUAAAUAAAACAUAACCAGAAAUUAACUGGACACCUAUAUUCUGAUCAAUGUAUAAUUUUUGUUAAGUUUAUUUCAUGAAAGUGCUUUUGUUUUUAUGAUUGUAUUUUGGAUGCAUUAAUUUAUUAUUUGUGUCAUUUUAUGAAAGUCUUAAUUUAUUUGAUUUUACUGGAUUGGGAAAGAAGAUUUCACAAAAUAUAAAUUACUGUACACUAUUUUUUAGAGGGCAUUUGUAAUUGAUAAUUUUCAAACAAGGAUGAGUAAAUUAUUUAUAUUGAAAUAAAAAUUUGAUUU